AUGAUCACGUGCACUUCUCAGGUAUUAUGUAUGGGUUAUCAUGGAUCUGUAUUGUACAAGGGCAUCGUCAAUAUUUGUCACCAGCGGAUAGAUCUCUUUGAUCAUCUUUUUAUCUCUUAUCAAACUAUGGCAUCCAAUAACACGAACGCCACCACCACUGCUCCCUUGGCCAGCAAGGACAAACAGGUGCUCGUCACCAUGGCAGGUCCCCAUGGCACCGAUAUUGUGGGUGCCGUUCUUGAUUGCCUUGCCAACCACCCCUGCGACAUUAACGACUGCAUGUUGUCUCGCCUUUACCACCAUGUCACAUUUGGUGUGCUCAUUACGCUUCGAUCGGAUAGCGAUGCCAUUUUCAAGAGCCUUGCUGCAGCAGCCGAAAAGUGGGAUGCUACGUUGACCUAUAAUGUGCCUGAUACUGAAGCAACCGAACCUCCUGUACGCCACUCACAAGAAGAAGGUCGUUUGGGCGAACGUGAUCCACAAGGAGUUCCACCCUCCCUCGAAGAAGCACCUUAUGUGGGUCGUUUCAAGUAUGCAGCAAGUUUGUUGAAUCAAAAUGGUCUUCAGCCUGCGUUUUUACGUGAUUGGGCACAAUUCUGCUUAAAGUAUCGUAUUUCAGUGGAGAAACUCUCGCCUCUCAACAAGGAUGGUGGUAUGCUAUCAUGUGCCGACUUUCGCCUUUCCGUUCCUCAAACGCUUGACAUGUCCAAAUUACGCACCGAUCUCUUUGAACUUUCAUCCAGCCAUGGCACUGAUAUCGCCCUUCAACGUGAUGAUGUCUUCCGCAAGAACAAACGACUCGUUGUCUUUGAUAUGGAUUCAACUCUCAUUCGUCAAGAAGUUAUCGAUGAAAUUGCUCGACACGCCGGCGUGGUGAAUGAAGUCGCGGCUAUCACUGAAGCAGCUAUGAAUGGUGAAAUCGACUUUAAAGAAUCGUUGCGUCGUCGUGUUGCUCUGCUCAAUGGCACAAGUGUGGAUGUUAUCGAAAAGGUCAAGGAGAGUUUGACUUUCACUGAAGGUGCCCAUUUCUUAUGCCGUGCCCUUAAGAAGCUCGGAUUCAAAUUAGCUGUCAUCAGUGGUGGUUUCAUGCCAUUGGCACUCUAUGUCAAAGCCGAGCUUGGAUUGGAUUAUGCAUUUGCUAAUCAGCUCAAAGUGUCUUGGGAUGGAAAAACAUUGACUGGCGAGACCGUUGGACCUGUUGUUGAUGGUAUCAGGAAAGCUGAAUUAUUGGAUGUGCUUGCUCAAGCAGAAGGCGUGACCCCAAAACAAGUCAUUGCUGUUGGUGAUGGUGCCAAUGAUUUAUGGAUGUUGAACAAGGCUGGUCUUGGUAUUGCUUUUAACGCCAAGCCUCGUGUCCAGCAACAGGCACCUUCGCGUAUCAACCAGAAAAGUCUCAAAUACGUGCUCACUUUGUUGGGCUUCUCGGAACAGGACCUGGAACAGCUGAGCUCAGAUUACUGA
Messenger RNA from Lichtheimia ornata, 1461 nucleotides. Its product is annotated as phosphoserine phosphatase SerB. Gene Ontology annotation, cellular component: cytoplasm. Lineage: Eukaryota; Fungi; Mucoromycota; Mucoromycetes; Mucorales; Lichtheimiaceae. The transcript is spliced from 6 exons. Gene Ontology annotation, biological process: dephosphorylation; L-serine biosynthetic process. The coding region runs from base 1 to 1461 and encodes 486 amino acids. The record is from RefSeq and is a predicted model, not a curated record. Gene Ontology annotation, molecular function: L-phosphoserine phosphatase activity; magnesium ion binding.